This is a messenger RNA of Contarinia nasturtii (swede midge), 1832 nucleotides long. Its product is annotated as facilitated trehalose transporter Tret1-like. Gene Ontology annotation, cellular component: membrane. Lineage: Eukaryota; Metazoa; Arthropoda; Insecta; Diptera; Cecidomyiidae. Bases 127 to 1716 code for a protein of 529 amino acids. Gene Ontology annotation, biological process: transmembrane transport. The record is from RefSeq and is a predicted model, not a curated record. Gene Ontology annotation, molecular function: transmembrane transporter activity. The transcript has 10 exons.
UGAUCCAUACAUUUGAAGUCAGCGAAGCUGAAAGCACAAAAUAGCAUGUGAAUUUCAUUUGCAUUUUUAGUCGGCAAUCAACUGUUGUUUGUCGCACAAAACAAGCACUUCCGCAAAGCAAGAAUAAUGCAGACCAAAGCAAAUAUGGAGAAAAUCGCUGAGGAAGUUCAAGAGGUCAGCACAUUUCGACGUAUUUUACCUCAGAUUCUGGCGACUUUCGCAAAAAAUCUGAUCAUUUUCAAUUUGGGCGAAUUCUUCGCGAUCUCUUCAAUUGUAAUAUCGUCAUUAAACGGAUCGUGCAUUUAUUUGAAUCCAGAUGAAACACUUUUAGUUACACCAGCUCAAACAUCGUGGCUAUCGAGUUUUGCUCAUAUAGCCCAUCCAAUUGGAAGUUUAUUGAGCGGACCGAUAUGUGAUAAAAUCGGCCGUCGAAAGGCGAUUUUAUUUGUAACUAUUCCACUUGCUAUUACAUGGAUAAUACUUGGUCUGUCACAUUCAUUUCCGUUGAUUUGUGUGUGUUUUGCUAUGAUUGGUUUCUGCAUGGGAUUGAAAGAAGCACCAUCAGUAACUUAUGUUAGCGAAAUCAGUGAGCCAAUGGUGCGCGGUCCAAUGUCAAUCAUUGCAGUAAUGUGCUACAAUUUCGGAGUUUUCAUCGUAACAGGCCUAGCGUUAACAUUGUCUUGGCGACAAAUUGCCUUGGUUUGCGCGCUAUUCCCAUGCAGUUGCUUCCUUGCUGUGCUUUUUAUUCCAGAGUCUCCCAGUUGGUCAAUUCUAAACGACAAACAAAAUGAUGCUCAAGCUGCAUUGCAAUGGUUGAGAGGUUGGGUGUCUCCACAAACGAUAUACGAUGAAUUUAAAAGGCUACAAAGUUACAGUGAUACAUCGAGCUCAUGUAAACCGUGUUCAAAAAGUGCAGUAAAAUGUCAACAUCCAAAGCCAACGUUUCUCGAUAAAAUCAAAGAGUUAAAUCGAAAACGCUCAUUAAAACCGUUCAUUUUGAUAUCGUGUUUGCAUUUCUUCUACGAAUUUUGUGCGAUUAUUGUGUGGCAACCAUACAUCAUACAAGUGAUCAAAGCGUUUGGAGUACCUUUAAAUGCAAAUUUGACGCUUUUAAUAAAUGCCGGCCUCGGUAUGCCAGCUAGUAUACUACUGAUUUCAACGGUGAAAAAAUUGGGGCGUCGAUUUCUUUAUAUCACCUCAAGCUCGAUUGUUACUCUGUGUUCAUUUGGAUUGGGUAUUUAUGGUUAUGUAUUCUGUCCGCCGGGAUGGUCAUCGUUUCAAGAUAAUCCAGAGGAGGCGCCAAUAAAAUAUAAUUAUAUUCGCAGUGUGGUCGGUGAUUAUGGUUAUUUAGCAUUAGCACUCAUUUUAGUCAUGCAAUUCGCAACAAAAAUUGGUGUCUCGGGAUUACCACACAUUUACGUCAGCGAAGUAUUUCCAUUAAAAUCACGUACAUUCCUUUGCGGCAUUGUAACCGCCAAUCAAUAUGUUGUGGCUGCAAUUGCAACGAAAACCUAUUACAAUGUUGAAACUUGGCUAUCGCUACCUGGAGCCAUUAUAUUUUAUGGCAUUAUCAGUUUAACUGGGCUAAUUGUUAUGUAUAACAUUUUACCGGAAACCGAACAACGAUCUUUGGAAGAUAUUGAACUACAUUUUUCAGAUAAUAAAAAGGGCAUCACCGACAUUUACAUCUCGAAAAAUUCAAAAACAAUCGAAUAAAUUCAAUUGUUGUGAUUAAACCAUUUGCCAUUAUCAGUGCAAUUGCACACGAAUUGAAUGAAUUUUGAUUCGUAAUAAUUUCAAAUUCCAUAAGCUACAUGUAAACCUAACUUAAU